CCAGGAGAAAAGAGAGACUGUGAGAAGAAAGAAAACUCCUUCUUUGUCUCACAGCUGCUUUUCACUUCAGUGACUAACCAUCAGAAACAGUCAGUAGGAUGAACUCAGCAGCAGCAGCAGCAGCAGCAGCAGCAGCUGGAGGCACCAAGGCGACGCCACCAGAGCUGGAGCAGAAGGAGAGCCGGCAGUUCAAGAGCAAAGCUCCCAAACGAGGACAGAAAGGAGUCAACAGCCACGACGCAGCCAUGGAAGGCCUGGAUGACGCUGCAGUGGUUUGUCCCUGGGAGGAAUACGGAGACGUGGAGCUGAGCGAACUGGCCCAGUUUGGAACCGUUUAGACCCGAGGAAGACUUCCUGCUCUUCCUGUUCCCCCUUCAUCCUGAGGAUGAGGAGCAGAAACAUCACAGAUC
Gambusia affinis (western mosquitofish) is the source of this 410-nucleotide messenger RNA. RefSeq names its product retinal cone rhodopsin-sensitive cGMP 3',5'-cyclic phosphodiesterase subunit gamma-like. Gene Ontology annotation, cellular component: photoreceptor outer segment membrane. Gene Ontology annotation, biological process: positive regulation of G protein-coupled receptor signaling pathway; visual perception; positive regulation of epidermal growth factor receptor signaling pathway. Lineage: Eukaryota; Metazoa; Chordata; Actinopteri; Cyprinodontiformes; Poeciliidae. The transcript is spliced from 4 exons. The record is from RefSeq and is a predicted model, not a curated record. The coding region runs from base 99 to 338 and encodes 79 amino acids. Gene Ontology annotation, molecular function: 3',5'-cyclic-nucleotide phosphodiesterase activity; cGMP binding.